CUGAGAUUGCUAAAGAAUCAACGGGGCUAAGCCGGCUGUAAUUGUACAGAAUACGGCACAGCUUCUGCACUGUCAUUCGACUGGAACCAGCAAAAAGAAGAACCAAAGAAGUGAACCAAACCAGUGAAAAUAGGAACCUCUUACCCAAUGCCAUGAAGCCUCUCCACCUCAUCAUCAUUUCUGUAAUGUUGAGUGCUCUUGUCGCAGACACUACAUCAACUCACCAUUGGCAGAAGCAGAACAGGCUAACGAGCAAAACUAAAUAUGGACAUAAAGGUUGUAACUGUUUAAAUGGAGGGAACUGCAUCAGGUUCCACAUGUUUUCUCGAAUCCCACGCUGCUUCUGCGCAAAAGGAUAUACUGGCGAUCACUGUGAAAUAGAUGCUGAAAGUGCCUGUUAUACAAGCAAUGGGGAGGAUUACAGAGGGACAGUGUCAGUGAAUCAGAACAAUGAAUACUGCAUGUCUUGGGAUGCCUUUGGGCUACAGAGAUUCCCUUACAAUGAUGGCAUGGAGAAUGCCAUGGAGCUUGGAUUAGGCAAACACAACUACUGCAGAAACCCCAAUGGCCAAUCUAAACCAUGGUGUUACAUCAAGAAGGGAUAUCGAACUUCUUCAACGCCCUGUAAGAUACCCACCUGUAAAAAACAAUCCACAUGUGGUCAGAAGAGCAUUAGCAAAGCCUUUAAGAUAGUAGGUGGACAUAAGGCAAACAUUGAGUCUCAGCCUUGGAUUGCAAGCAUCUUCCAUUCCCAUAGGGAUGGUGCUACAAGUCGGUUUACUUGUGGUGGUAGCCUCAUUGAUCCAUGUUGGGUCCUUACAGCAGCACAUUGUUUCGCUAGCAACAAUCCCAGCACAUCUAGGUACACUGUUUUUCUCGGAAAGUCUGCAGUGAAUGCUACUGAUGCAAAUGAGCAAAAAUUUAAUGUGGAUAGGAUUAUCAUUCAUGAGGCAUUUUCACAAGAAGCACUGGACUACAACAAUGACAUUGCCUUAAUAAGGAUCAGAUCAUCUUCUGGGCAGUGUGCAGAAGAGACAAACACUGUCAAAACCAUCUGUUUGCCUUCUCAAGGCUUAUCACUGAGAGAGAAUUUCCAAUGUGAAGUUUCUGGCUAUGGAAAAGAAAACAAGACUAACAUUUACUACUCACGGAUUCUGAAAUCAACUAACGUGCGCUUGAUAUCCCAGACCUUGUGUCAGAACUACUAUGAAGGUCGUACGGUGAAUGAGAACAUGUUCUGUGCUGGGGACCCACAGUGGAAAACUGAUUCAUGCAGUGGAGACUCUGGUGGUCCCUUUGUUUGUGAGUCCAAUGACAGGAUGGUGCUCUAUGGGAUUGUCAGCUGGGGUGAAGGCUGUUCUCAGAAAGGGAAGCCUGGAGUCUACACAAGGGUCACACAAUACCUCCCUUGGAUCGAAACUCACAUGAAUGGACUCCAUUUCAGAAGUUACUUCCCUCCUAAAUGAAGAUGGGGACUGUCUUUGCAACAUGGAGCCUUGGUGUUAACCAUAAUUCCAAACUCGUGGAAACUGAGCCAAAUAAUGUCACAGUGUAACCCUUUCCCUUUAAAGGCCACCUUUUUAGAGUUCUCAUGGGGUUAUUUUUAACGUUCAUGUCAUUUUGUCAGAGGCAGAAAUCUCCAGCCACUGUGAAUAAUACAAAAACUGUCCCAUGGGAAAACAUGAGAAUAUUUAACAUUUAAAUAAGAAGUGUUUUGCCAAUUAACAUAAUCUAUAUGUGUCACAUUAUCUACAGGAAUCAGUAUUAUACUAUGCCAGUAGAUUUUUUGGUAAGUUUUUUAAAAUCAGCAAUUAACUGACCACUAGUUGGUGCCAUCCAGAAAAACACAGUUGCCUCAUUGAACUGAGUGGGAUUUAAGUAUUUAACAGUAUUGCCCUGUUGAUUUCAAAGGCCCUUCUGUGCUUUUGAUGUUCACUGCCAGUUUUUAUUUAUUUUUUAAUCUAAUGGAUAACUUUUUUAAAAAUAAUAAUCAUGUUGAAGAUGCAAGCCAGCAGCCAUUGUGACCUGGAAACAAGCGUUAGGAUAAUAAAAAGUGAAAACUGCAAGAGUUCAAUGGGUGCUGAUGAACAUUCCACUUUCUACCUAAAGAAUAUGGAAGCAAAUAGAUACAAGGAGACAUCUUGAAAUUAUUGCUAGUUUUAUUCUGAUCAUACAUCACAUGUUUUGCUGUUUUUAGUUCAUAUCCUCACCACGAUGCCAGAGGGACCAUUCUAACAUACAUGUAAUUGAGGUCCAGAAACUGUGAGUUUGCUCCAGGGCCAACCUAGGACAUUUUUCCAUCCCCAGGUAGUUGCAUCAUACAAUCUGAGAGAUUUGCAAUGUUGCAAGGGUCGCUGAAAGAUCACUUACAGAUUGCCUGCUGCUUCACUGGCAUCCCUAAGAUACUGUCACCCCAAGCGCAGGGCUUGGAUUGGUUCUACAAUCAAGCCAGUCCUGCUUGUGUGAGGUCACUCAGUGAGUUCAUAGAUAUGCAGGGAACUGAGCAUAGGUCUCCCACAUCAAAAUCCCACAAGGCCAUAGAGCAGAAGGUUCUUGAUAAUAACCUUGGGCAAGGGCUCCAGUGCAAACCCCACUGAGAUUAAUUGGAGCUGAGCUUGAAAAAUAAUACGUUGAAUCUCAGUUACAAAUUUUAACUUACGUAGAUUUUAAUUUUUUUUAAGAAAAGAAAAGAAGCAGCAGUAUAGAUUCAAGGGUUAGUCACCUCUGGCAUAGUGUAAAUACAACUCCACAGGAACGGAUGAGAUUCAUGAGAUAAGAGUGCUGUGUUUUAAUAUGGUUAAUGAAUGAAUGUAUUUCUGCAAAACCCAGCAGUACGUACCUCCAUGUUGGCAUCCCGUGUUCCUUUCUUAUGGGCUGUUCCUAUCAUAUUUGUUUGAUUCUGUGUAGAACCAUGAUAGGAGUUCUUCUGUCAUUGUCUUAUUAUAAGUGGUGGGUGAGAGCUAGGAAUGCUUGAAACUCUGAGCAAACUAUAAUUCCCAGAAUUCUGUGGGGCAAGCCAUGACAGUUAAACUAUUAUGAAACCAAUGUAAGUUGGUAACAUGGUUUUGAUCAUAGUCAUACUGUCAGGCUCUUUCAUUCUCAGGGAUUCUCAUUUCUGAAAGCCUUUCUGCUACCUCUUACUGAGUUUGGGAAGUCUUCUAUAGUCACACUCUGAACUGGGAUGGACUUCAGCAAACAUGGACCAUAGGUGGCCUCUCAUAAUGAAGAACAUUUGUAAUAUAUUGUUUGACAAUUGGCAAUGCACUUAUUUUCUAAGACUCAAUUAGUAGUAACUUUUUAAAAUAUGGUUUUAUUCAAUGAAUAUGUAAUAUAUGUGUGGGGGCUGGAACCCCUUUUGUUAUUUAAUAAUUUUACUUUGUUUAACUUAUUGUUUAUAAACUCUGGUUUUAAAAAGCUAAUAAAAUAUUGCUGUUA
Molecule: messenger RNA, 3435 nt
Organism: Elgaria multicarinata webbii
Lineage: Eukaryota; Metazoa; Chordata; Lepidosauria; Squamata; Anguidae
Gene: PLAU
Product: plasminogen activator, urokinase
Exons: 11
Coding region: 153-1466 (437 amino acids)
Biological process (GO): regulation of cell adhesion mediated by integrin; plasminogen activation
Molecular function (GO): serine-type endopeptidase activity
Source: RefSeq, a predicted model, not a curated record